This is a messenger RNA of Caenorhabditis remanei, 1086 nucleotides long. RefSeq lists its product as uncharacterized. Lineage: Eukaryota; Metazoa; Nematoda; Chromadorea; Rhabditida; Rhabditidae. The record is from RefSeq and is a predicted model, not a curated record. The transcript is spliced from 2 exons. Gene Ontology annotation, biological process: embryo development. Bases 1 to 1086 code for a protein of 361 amino acids.
AUGGGGGUCAACGCGUCUACAUGGCAGCAGACAUUAAUGGCGAAUAGCCCAUCCCAGGAGUCUACUCGGUACUUCAUCGUAAGAAUAGAGGGCAUCUUGAUUCAGAUUGAGAUGAAUGGACGAAAAGUCCAUGCCUUACUGGAUACCGGAGCAGGUAUCAGUUACCUUCCUGUAUCUCAGAUCAAGCCGGAAGAAUUAGAUAAUCAAGCUCUCCCUCUGCUCCAAAAAAUCUCCACUCAGAUCAAUAAUGCUUGUUUGUACUCUCAAAAAGUUAUAGUCGAUCUGGACUGGUCAGGCCAAAAAAUCAGAGUUCACUCUGAAAAUCACGAAGAUUCAUUUGAAAUCUUAAUUCGUUUUAACUACGAAAUAGUGAACGAGCCCAAAAGUAUCAAAAUUGUUAAAGGGCGUGCUGUGUCUGUGAUCUCCUACAACAAAGGAAUCAAAGAAUUCUGGAAGAAUCAUCAAGAAGGAUUUCUGUCUGUUGUACGGUAUCUUUUAAAGAUGUUUCGAUGUAAGAUUUCAAUUGAUAGUCGUUACUAUAAUAUUGUUCAAUUACAACCAGCUAUUUCUGAGUUGAUUGAUCUACAACUGGAAUUCAAAAAGCUCACUAUUUCCUUUGAUGGAUCAAAAGAUGAUGAAAACUUGUUCUGGAACAAGAUAUCCAGUAAUUUUAGACUGGUCGAGGAUCUUAUCAUCUCUUACAGUUGUGAUCCUGCUUUCAGACCAGUUUUCACUUCAUGGCCUCAGAAUAUUGAUAUCAGGAGUUCCGCUUGGUUCACUUUAAAAUCUCUCUUGACGUGCACUUGCACUACAAUUACACUUUGGAAUUCUAUUCUGGAAAACAAGGAUUUGGAUGUAAUACUUAAGAAGUGGAAGGCUGGAGGGUUCCCGAAUCUAAAAUGUCUGAUGAUUUUCAGUCCGUACUUCACAGAUAAUGGAGAACAGAUUUUGAGAACGAGUUUGAGGGAAUUAGACAGGAUGGUUAUUCAAACUGAUGAUGGAUCAAAGAAGGCAACUCUCAGAACUAGAGGCAGAGGUUUUGAGACUGGUUACAGCAGAAUCGAAAUGUCUGUGACUUCAUUUUAA